Molecule: messenger RNA, 2589 nt
Organism: Phycodurus eques (leafy seadragon)
Lineage: Eukaryota; Metazoa; Chordata; Actinopteri; Syngnathiformes; Syngnathidae
Product: cytochrome P450 4V2
Exons: 12
Coding region: 499-2172 (557 amino acids)
Molecular function (GO): monooxygenase activity; iron ion binding; oxidoreductase activity, acting on paired donors, with incorporation or reduction of molecular oxygen
Source: RefSeq, a predicted model, not a curated record
UUCAUUACUUCACCAGAGGAAAGAGACUGGGCAAAAAUGGCUUGCAUGACAGAGUUCCAAGACGAAAACCACUGAUGAGCAAAAAUAACAUUAAGGCUUAUUUCAAUUUUGCCAGAAGACAUCUUGAUGAUCCCCAAAAUCUUUGGGAAAAUAUUCUGUAGUCUGACAAGACAAAAAUUGAACCUUUUAGAAUGUGUGUCCCAUUACAUCUGGCGUAAAAGUAUUUCAGAAAAAGAACAUCAUACCAACAGUAAAAUAUGGGGUGUUAGUAUGAUGGUCUGGGGCUGUGUUGUUGCUUCAGGACCUGGGCUGUGAUAAAUGGAACCAUGAAUUCUGGUCUCUACCAAAAAAAGCAGAAAUGAACUUGGGUUCUGCAGCAGGACAAUGAUCCAAAACACACCAGCAUGUCCACCGCUGACUAACUGAAGAAAAACAAAAUGAAGACUUUGGAGUGGCCUUGUCAAAGUCCUGACCUGAAUCCUAUUGAGGUGCUCUGGCAUGACCUUAAAAAGGCAGUUCAUGCUGGAAAACCCACCAAUGUGGCUGAAUUACAACAAUUCUGCAAAGAUGAGUGGGCCAAAAUCCCUCCACCGCGCUCCAAGCAACAUGGUAAUCAUCCCCGCCAGUGUGUCCACAUCAUUGCUGGGUGUCGGCCUGCUUCUGGCCCUGGUGGCGCUCACCUACAAACAACUGAGCUGCUACCUGAGAAAUUGGGUGGUCAUGAAGCCCAUCCCGGCUGUAAGCCGCACAUACCCGUUCGUUGGCAACGCACUGGAGUUAAAGACGGAUGCGGUGGAUUUCUUCCGGCAAAUUCAGGGUUAUGCAGAAGAGUUCUGCAAUGCGCCGCUAAUCAAACUUUGGCUUGGGAUGGUGCCAUUUGUGAUUCUCUAUCAUGCCGAGACUGUUGAGCUAAUCGUGAGCAACCCUGUUCACAUGGACAAAUCCGGCAUCUACAGCUUCCUCCAUCCCUGGCUUGGAACUGGUCUGCUCACCAGCACGGGCCCGAAGUGGCGGGAGCGGCGCAAGAUGCUGACCCCAACAUUCCACUUCACCAUUCUGCAGGACUUCCUGGAAGUGAUGAAUGAGCAAGCUGAGGUCCUGGUGAACAAGCUGGCCUCCCAGGCAGGCAGAGGCCCCUUCAACUGCUUCAACUAUGUCACGCUGUGCGCCCUGGACAUCAUCUGUGAAACCGCCAUGGGAAGAAAAAUAUACGCACAAAGCAAUUCCGAGUCAGAGUACGUCCAGAGUGUCUACAAAAUGAGUGACAUCAUCAGUCGCAGACAGAGGGCGCCAUGGUUUUGGCCCGAAUUUACGUACAAAUACUUUGGCGAGGGUAACGUGCACGACAGCACACUCAAAUUGCUACAUUCCUUCACGUAUGAGGUGAUUCGGGAGCGAGCAGAGAGUCUGCUUCUGGAGGACGAGUCUGACACCAGGAAGAGACGAGCGUUCCUCGACAUGCUGCUAAAGACCAAAGACGAGGAUGGAAAGACCAUGAGCCACCAGGACAUCCAGGAGGAAGUGGACACCUUCAUGUUCAGGGGCCACGACACGACGGCAGCCUCCAUGAAUUGGGCCCUUCACCUGCUGGGCUCUCACCCUGACGUGCACCGCAAAGUUCAACACGAGCUUCAGGAAGUGUUUGGUGCGUCGGAACGUCUGGCCAGCAUGGAGGACCUGAAGCAGCUCAAGUACUUGGAGUGCGUCAUUAAAGAGGCCUUGCGCCUGUAUCCCUCCGUCCCCUUCUUCGCACGCAACCUCUGUGAAGAUACAAAUAUCAACGGUUUUAAAGUUCCCAAAGACGCCAACGCCGUCAUCGUCACCUACGCUCUCCACCGAGAUCCUCGCUACUUCCCCAAGCCUGAGGAGUUCCGGCCCGAACGCUUCCUGCCCGAAAAUUCAGCGAGGAGGCCUCCCUAUGCAUACAUCCCCUUCUCUGCCGGACUCCGCAAUUGCAUCGGUCAGCGUUUCGCCAUCAUGGAGGAAAAAGUGGUGUUGUCAUCCAUUUUGCGCCAAUUCAACGUGAAAGCUGAGCAAUCACGCGAGGAGCUGCGUCCGACUGCUGAGCUCAUCCUGCGGCCCGAGCACGGCAUCUGGAUCCAGUUGGAAAAGCGCGUAAAAAGCCCAGCCGACGCUUCUCAUUUGAGAAAAGAAAAAAUUGCGAAAGAAUGAAAUGCGACAUUUGAGUCUUUGGUUGUUGUUGGUUUUUAAAAAAAAAUAUUUGCUCAGUAUGAAGAAGUGCUAGAUAUACAUUUCUGUCUGUUUAGAUAUGUAAAUUAGUGAAGAUAUUUGUGAUUUGUGUCAAAAUUGUAUUGUAUAUUGUAAUCCAAUUAGAAGCAUGGAAUGUAAAUGACCAAUUUUCCAAUUCCACUAAAAUUUAAAAAAUAUAUUUGUAGCCAUUAUAUAUUUAGUGAUUCUAUAUUACUUUAAUACUGCAUAUUUUAAAAGUCAAAUUAAAAUAUUUGUCAUGGUGAUUAUCCCCAAGGCAUUUUCUUAAACACGUUUCUAUUUACUUUAUCAAAAUGCUCCGAACACUUCAUAAUCCUUUCACCAAUUCAUGCUGAAAUUUUGAAAUAAUUAUUAUGUCCU